This is a messenger RNA of Pecten maximus, 782 nucleotides long. Its product is annotated as digestive organ expansion factor homolog. Gene Ontology annotation, cellular component: nucleolus; small-subunit processome. Gene Ontology annotation, molecular function: U3 snoRNA binding; rRNA binding. Gene Ontology annotation, biological process: maturation of SSU-rRNA from tricistronic rRNA transcript (SSU-rRNA, 5.8S rRNA, LSU-rRNA). Lineage: Eukaryota; Metazoa; Mollusca; Bivalvia; Pectinida; Pectinidae. The record is from RefSeq and is a predicted model, not a curated record. The transcript has 7 exons. The coding region runs from base 28 to 702 and encodes 224 amino acids.
AGGUCCAAGUUUUACAGACAGACUUUGAUGUUCAGCUCUGUGGCAGCUCCUCAGAUAAAUGCCAUCCUCAAUAGACACUGUGGCAAUUAUGCAGGCAAGGUGAUGGUGACACGCCCCGACACCAGUGGGGCAAUCUGUCAGAUUGUUUUACAGCUCCCUCAGACCUACCAUAAAGUGAAGACUUCCAGUUAUGCUUCGGCAGCUGAUGACCGAUUUGAAUUCUUCAUCAAGAAGAUCCUGCCUCAUCAGAAGGAAGCCCUGAAAGCACAGACUCUUCUUUUCAUACCUUCCUAUUUCGACUUUGUCAGACUUCGUAACCACUUUGUCAGAGAAGAUUUGGACUUUUCACAGAUCUGCGAGUAUUCUAGUGACAAAAACAACUCUCGAUCGAGAAGUUAUUUCUUCCAUGGAAAUGCACAUUUUCUGUUAUACACGGAGAGAGCACAUUUCUUUAAGAGGUUCAAGUUGCGUGGUGUCCGCCACAUCGUGUUCUACGAGUUGCCUACUUAUCCACACUAUUACAGUGAGUUGUGUAACAUGAUCGUGGACUCACACAGUCUCAAGGACACAUGUACCUGUACUACAUUGUACACACCGUAUGACGCCCAGAAACUCGCCGAGGUUGUCGGCACCAACAGGACUUCUAUCAUGAUAAACUCCAGUAAAACCACGCACAUGUUUGUAACAGGGGAAAAUACGUGACAUCACGUUAACUCGUAGGUCAGGACAUCAUAUUCAGUAUGAAGUUCGUGACAUCACAUUAACUUGUCGGUCAGGACAUC